AUGACUACAGUUACACCUAAGGAAUAUAUUUCGGCGAAUUCAACAGAGCGGUAUAAUGUUAAAUUGCCGAAAGUGACACUCUUCUCUGCCGGAUAUAUACUAUCACUUUUCAUUACUGUUAUCAUCAUAUUCGGUUGUAUACGCACAAUCUCGACUAAACUUUCAGACGGUGAUGCAAAUACGCAAAGUUCUAAUAAUUGCAGUUUAGAUAUAUGCGAAAAGAAAUUUAAUAAAACACCACUACUUAUCCUUAGUUUCGACGGUUUCCGAAACAGCUAUUUGGAGCACAAUAUUACACCAUCAAUUCAACGUUUGAUAAACUAUGGCACCCACAGUAAAUAUAUGUUACCAACAUUUCCUUCUAAGACUUUUCCUAACCAUUACACCAUAGCAACCGGACUUUAUCCCGCCUGGCACGGAAUCAUUGAUAAUCGUUUCUAUGAUAUAAAACUGAAAGCUUUCUUCAAGAAAAGUACUAACAAACCUGGUUGGUACCUUGGUGAACCGAUAUGGAAAACAGCACAAAAAGCUGGCCUAAAAUCAGCAGUAUUUUUUUGGCCUGGAAGUGAGGAAUUAGAUAUUUUAGAAAAAUUGCCCAAUUACUGGAUGAAAUACAACAGCUCAACUCCAUUCAGACACCGCAUUGAUACAGUAAUUAAAUGGCUAAAGCUACCGGAUGAUGAACGGCCAUCACUUAUUCAAGCAUAUUUCGAAGAACCUGAUGUUUCAGGACAUAAACAUGGACCGGAUUCGCAAGCAGUUCACGAUGCAUUGAUCCUAAUGGAUGGAGUAAUUAAUUAUUUGAUAAGACGAUUACUUGAGGAAAAGCUCAUGGGCUGCAUUAAUCUCAUUUUGCUUUCUGAUCAUGGUAUGCAACAAAUGGAUAAGACAAAGUUUGUAGUCACCACAAAUUAUUCAGAACAGAACUUUGAUAAUAAAUUUUUUUCUGGAACAACAGCUCGAAUUCAAAUCAGCUAUAAAACUAAUUCAUCCGAUGGAAACAGUACAGAUGAUGUUAUCAAUGAUAUAAUUUCAACAAUGGAAUGUCAGUCUGGAAAUAGUUACAUAGCAUACAGAAAGGAUUUGGUGCCAAUAAGGUUUCAUUAUGCCGGUUCACUAAGAAUGGGCGAUGUUAUCAUUAAGGGACGACCGGGAGUGUGCAUUUUUCAAACGGAUGAAAAGAAAGAAUCGUAUAAUCGUCUUGGCGAUCAUGGCUAUGAUAAUCGAAUUGUUAGCAUGCGGACAAUCUUUAUCGCUAUUGGUCCUGAUAUUGCACAAAAUCGGAAAAUCAAUAGCUUUCAGAAUAUUGAGCUUUAUAACUUAUUCACAUAUUUGCUACGAAUUGAUGCAGCACCAAAUAAUGGAACCAACGGUACUCUAUUCCCUGUACUUCGCAAUCCUCCAGCUUUACCGAUAACGGCUCUGGAUCAACAAACAGAUCAAUGCACUGAUGAGAUAAAGAUAAGAAAGUGUAAAUCUUCGUGUGAUUGUCCGCUAAUGAAUGAGAACUAUUUCAAUUGUAUGACGGUAUUCAACAGUUCUAUCAGAGCUAGUUAUCAAUUUACGGGUGAACUCUGCAGCAUACAACUUUGUGACGCAAUCAUACAUUUCGAUAAGAAAUUACAAAAAACAGUUAUUAUAGAAGGUAUCAUGAAGAAUAGUAUUUGGCUGGAAGAGAUAAAUGAAAGCUGUGUCACUUGCAUUGAUAUCAUGCAAAAUAAUUCAUAUGAAAUUCCACAAGAUGGAAAAUAUUCAAUUUCACUAUUUGGAAACCUUGAUCAUUAUUAUACGCUUGAUUUAGCUAGAGUGAUUGUGCCAAAAAUUUUUGUUGAUAGAAUAUGGCGAUAUGUUUUAAAUGAAACAGCUAAAUAUUUGGCCAAAUAUGACAAAUUACGCUUCUUCUCUGGCGUAACGUAUGAUCAAGAUGGUGACGGCGUACGUGAUAGUGAUGAUGUCAUCAAAAAAAGUGAUCCGUCACACUUAUUCUUUGUGCCUAUGUGGUGUGAAAAUAGCACACUGAUCGAUCAUACUUCAUGCAAAGAUAUCAUUUUUAUUCCUUACAUAUUACCACUUAAAGGGAAAAAUUUGAAUUGUUUGGAGCCUUCAGAAUAUCUCUAUGAUAAUACAGCUCGAAUGCGUGAUAUCGAACUAUUAACUGGAAUAGAAUUUUUCACUGAUAGAAAUAUUUGGUCAGAUGUGGAAGCAAUCCAACUACGAACUUUAUUAAGAAUACGGUAA
Molecule: messenger RNA, 2238 nt
Organism: Brugia pahangi
Lineage: Eukaryota; Metazoa; Nematoda; Chromadorea; Rhabditida; Onchocercidae
Source: the annotation of a GenBank genome assembly